GUAGUCAGCAAAAACAGCGAGGAAGAGCCGAAAAUGGCGGAGCCUGAGGGAGAUGGAGACGCAGGCGGUAAUGAAAAGGGAGACGCUAAUUUCCCCCUUGUGAAUUACUGCGACAUGAACGAGGAGUUGAUGGCGGAAGCUAGUGAAAUAUGCGUUACGGCGUGCGAAAAGUAUCCAGAAGACAACGCAGCCGCAGCGAAGAUGGUGAAGAAGCAGUUCGAGCAGAAGGCUGGAAUGGGCUGGCAGGUUGUGAUUGGUCAAGGGUUCGGAUUUGAGAUCACCUAUGACCUCAAGUCAGUCAUGCUCCUCUACGUGGGCGGCAACACGGGGGUGCUGUUGUGGAAAUGCGGGUAG
This is a messenger RNA of Mesocestoides corti, 354 nucleotides long. The record is from the annotation of a GenBank genome assembly. NCBI's taxonomy places the organism in Eukaryota, Metazoa, Platyhelminthes, Cestoda, Cyclophyllidea, Mesocestoididae.